CGAAAUUUUACCACCACUAAAGUAUCAUAUAAUUUAUCUGUCAAAUUGUAUGUUUACAUUUUGUAAUUGCACGUUGUUUAACUGAAUAAAAGAAAAAAAAAAUAAAAAUGGUAAAUAAUCCAUUUCGUAGCAAACCUUCCACAAAUGUUCAACAAAAUGUUGAUGAUUGGGGUAAAACUAAAUUUAAACCAAAUAAAUUCGGAGGCGGUGGCGGCCGUGGCGGUAAAAAACCUUUUAACAAAUCUCAAGGUGGCAGAUUCGGCAAUAACAAGCCAUUCCGUGGUGGAAAAUUCGACAAUCGUAAAGGAAAUAAUCAUAAAAACAAGGACAACUAUAAAUUUAAUCAAGUAGCACGCGAUGCUAAGCCAGAAAAUGCUACACCAUGGAAUAAGUACAAGGAUGAAAUUGUCUACAAGCAACGUGAAGAGGAGCAAGCAGCUUUGCAGGCCAACAUGGACACCAAAGAUGCUAAAACUGCUCUGAAGCAACGUGAAAUGAACUAUAGAAAGUUACUAAUCGAACAAAAGAAACAGGAAUCCACUGUAUGGGAAGAUUUCGGAGAAGAAGAUGAGGAUAACCGCAAAACGAAACAGAAAAAACAUAAAAAUAUUGUAGAAACUUCCCCAGAUGUCGCGCUUAACGAAAUUAAGGAAGAGAAAGGAAGGAAAAAUUUUAAUAAGAAACAAAAGAAAGCAGAAAAUAAAUUAAAUUCUGAAUCUAAAACCAAGUUCAAGAAAAAUGUUUCAAACUCGGAACUUAAAGCAGACGUUAAAGAAUUCAUAUCAAAGGAACUUUUAGACAACUUCGAUAGUAAAAAGUUAAGCUUUAAGCAAAAUGAUACAUUGCGACGUAAUAUAACGAAAACUACGAUGUUAUCCUUUGGUAAUACACUUGAACGUACUGUCAAAGAUAUGAAACAGAAGAAAAUGAAAAAGAAAAACCAAAAUAAAAGCUAAAAAAUGCA
This is a messenger RNA of Lucilia sericata (common green bottle fly), 964 nucleotides long. RefSeq lists its product as uncharacterized. The record is from RefSeq and is a predicted model, not a curated record. The transcript has a single exon. NCBI's taxonomy places the organism in Eukaryota, Metazoa, Arthropoda, Insecta, Diptera, Calliphoridae. The coding region runs from base 108 to 956 and encodes 282 amino acids.